This is a messenger RNA of Scaptodrosophila lebanonensis, 864 nucleotides long. RefSeq names its product chymotrypsin-2-like. The coding region runs from base 1 to 864 and encodes 287 amino acids. Lineage: Eukaryota; Metazoa; Arthropoda; Insecta; Diptera; Drosophilidae. Gene Ontology annotation, molecular function: serine-type endopeptidase activity. Gene Ontology annotation, biological process: proteolysis. The record is from RefSeq and is a predicted model, not a curated record. The transcript has a single exon.
AUGGAUUGCAGUGCUCAGUGCCCACAAAGUCAACUGCUGGCCAUGUCGUUCUGUUUGCAGUUAUCGCUGCUCCUGUCCGUUCAGGGCAUCCUGGGGCAGAUUCUAUAUCCGCCACAGUACACUACAAAUCGGAUUGUGGGCGGAGAGGAAGCGGCUGAGGGACUGGCACCCUAUCAGAUAUCCCUUCAAGGCAUGAAGAGCGGGCACCAUUCGUGCGGUGGUGCCAUCAUCGAUAAGCGCUGGAUUGUCACCGCGGCGCACUGUGUGAUUGGCAAAGAAGCUUCCGCGUUCCGCGUGUUAACUGGCACGCAGAAUCUGCAGCACAAUGCCUCCAGAUUGUACUAUCCGGACAAAAUUGUCAUGCACUGCAACUACAAGCCGCGGAUGUAUCGCAAUGACAUAGCGCUGCUCCGUUUAAACGAGUCCAUUGUAUUCGACAACGCCACACAGCCAGUGGAGUUCGAUCAUGAACCGCUGGCGGCCGGCGAGAAGCUGCUGCUCACCGGCUGGGGAACCAUGUCGCUGGGCGGCGACGUGCCUGUCCAGCUGCAGAGCCUCGAGGUGAAAUAUGUGCCCUUCGAGGAAUGCCGUGCGGCCCACGACAACAGCAGCCGUGUGGACAUCGGACAUGUGUGCACGUUCAACGACAAGGGGAAGGGCGCCUGCCAUGGGGACUCAGGGGGCCCGCUCGUGCACAACGGCAAGCUGGUGGCGCUCGUCAAUUGGGGCCUGCCGUGCGCCCGAGGUUAUCCGGAUGCGCAUGCCAGCAUUGCGUACUAUCACGACUUUAUACGCACACAUCUAAGUGGUUGCCAAAAAGAUGGCGACGGCACUAAGACGGAAUGCGAAGCUGAACAGGAAUGA